AUGGUCGCUCGACUGCGCAGUCUUACCGACAGUGAUGACCACCUCGAGAGAGCUCGACUAUUGGCGCAGCGGAGUCUUCAAUAUCGCAGCGACCUCCCCGUUGAGGGCGUUGCGGACGAGCGCCUAAACGAGAUGUUGGAAGUGAACAAUUCGAAGAUUCGGCAAAUUAAAAAUGUAUUGGAGAGGACUGGCGUACUAGGACAGGAUUCUGAGCGGUUGAUUAGAACCAUCGAAGUGUACAAGGAACGCACCUAUCCUCGGUUGCGAGACUCCAUCGUCGAGGACCAAACCUUGUUCGUUGCUGGAUACAUUAAAGACCUCCAAGGUUGGACAUAUCCGGUAUCGGAAGGAGCGAGCUCGUUAUCUUCCCGCGUCGCUGAGCUCUUGAAGCUCGGUCGCCAUGCUGACGAGGAUGCAGUCAUUGCUGCUGUCCGAGAUAUGUCGAAUCAGGGACAUGCACAGGAAUUGCUCUUCUCCCAGUCACUGCCGGCACCCCAGGGUUUCGAAGACUUGAAUGCCCUGAAAGUCGCGUAUCAGACAACGAGUUCCGCCGCAGACGAGAAGGCUAUCACCCUCCUUUCUCGCAAGAUCGAGAAGGGCGCGAGAGGCAACGAGAUCAUCAAAGACGCCCAGGAGCUGCUGAAGGAGGCGGAGGCGGUUGUGAAUGGUGAAAUCCGCGCUUCGUGA
This is a messenger RNA of Coprinopsis cinerea okayama7#130, 687 nucleotides long. RefSeq lists its product as hypothetical. The record is from RefSeq and is a predicted model, not a curated record. The transcript has 6 exons. NCBI's taxonomy places the organism in Eukaryota, Fungi, Basidiomycota, Agaricomycetes, Agaricales, Psathyrellaceae. The coding region runs from base 1 to 687 and encodes 228 amino acids.